AUCACACACACUUUUUGCAGUGAGCUCCCAUUUUAUAUGUAAAAAAAUGAGCCUUCUAACCCUCAUCAUCUACGCCUGCAUCACUGGGGUAGCAGCGUAUGUAUUGCUAAACCUGCGGACGCGUCACGCAAAACGCCUGCCGCCCGGUCCAACCCCAUGGCCCAUAGUCGGAAACUUACCUCACCUCGGCACAAUACCGCACCACGCGCUGGCGGCUUUGGCGAAAAGGUACGGACCGUUGAUGCACCUCCGACUUGGCUUUGUUGACGUGGUGGUAGUAGCGUCGGCGUCUGUCGCUGCGCAGUUUUUGAAAGCUCAUGACGCCAAUUUCGCUAGCAGACCACCGAACUCCGGAGCUAAACAUAUGGCGUAUAAUUAUCAGGAUCUGGUGUUCGCACCGUACGGUCCGCGGUGGAGAAUGCUUCGGAAGAUUUGCUCAGUGCACCUGUUUUCUGCCAAAUCGCUUGAUGAUUUCCGUCACGUUCGGCAGGAGGAGGUAGCGAUACUCACGCGCGCUUUAGUCGGUGCCGGGAAAUCCACGAUCAAAUUAGGCCAGCUACUUAAUGUGUGCACCACAAACGCAUUGGCACGAGUUAUGUUAGGUAGAAGAGUAUUUGGCGAUGGAAGCGGCGGCGGAGAUCCAAAGGCGGAUGAGUUCAAGGAUAUGGUGGUUGAACUGAUGGUGUUAGCCGGAGAAUUUAACAUCGGUGACUUCAUCCCGGCGCUUGACUGGUUGGACCUGCAGGGCAUCACGAAAAAGAUGAAGAAACUCCACACUCGAUUCGAUUCGUUCCUUAACACGAUCCUUGAAGAACAUAAAACUGGUAGCGGCGGCCCGUCAGGUCACGUCGACUUGCUGAGUACCUUGAUUUCGCUCAAGGAUGAUGCCGAUGGAGAGGGAGGGAAGCUUUCAGACAUCGAAAUUAAAGCUUUGCUUCUGAACUUAUUCGCUGCGGGAACAGACACGUCAUCUAGUACUGUGGAAUGGGCAAUAGCUGAACUCAUUCGCCAUCCAGAGUUAAUGAAACAAGCCCAACAAGAAAUGGACAUAGUAGUUGGUAAAGAUCGGCUUGUAACCGAAUUGGACCUAAGUCAACUAACAUUCCUUCAAGCCAUUGUGAAGGAAACCUUUAGGCUCCACCCAUCCACUCCACUCUCCUUACCAAGAAUAGCAUCCGAGAUCUGUGAGAUCAAUGGAUAUAAUAUUCCAAAAGGAUCCACACUCCUUGUAAAUGUUUGGGCCAUAGCCCGUGACCCAAAAAUGUGGACCGACCCACUUGAAUUUCAGCCCUCCCGAUUUUUGCCCGGGGGAGAAAAGCCUAAUGCUGAUGUCAAAGGAAAUGAUUUUGAAGUGAUACCAUUUGGAGCAGGACGAAGGAUUUGUGCAGGGAUGAGCCUAGGGUUGAGAAUGGUCCAACUGCUCACUGCAACUCUUGUUCAAGCCUUUGAUUGGGAAUUGGCUAAUGGGUUAGAUCCGAGGGACCUCAACAUGGAAGAAGCCUAUGGGUUGACCCUUCAAAGGGCUGCACCCUUGAUGGUGCACCCAAGGCCCAGGUUAGCACCUGAUGUGUAUAAAACUCAUUAAGACACGAAAGGUUUUUUGUUUGUUUGCUAGAAUCAUUGCUAUUCUUCCCACAUUCUAGUGAUAGCAAUGGAUUACGAAUUUAAAAGUCAGCCUCAAGUAUGAUCAUUGAAUUCUUAGAGAUGUGUGCGUCAAUAAACAAACCAC
Lactuca virosa is the source of this 1729-nucleotide messenger RNA. NCBI's taxonomy places the organism in Eukaryota, Viridiplantae, Streptophyta, Magnoliopsida, Asterales, Asteraceae. The record is from the annotation of a GenBank genome assembly.